This is a messenger RNA of Ixodes scapularis (black-legged tick), 2491 nucleotides long. It is a transcript of the gene Pif1, whose product is annotated as ATP-dependent DNA helicase PIF1. Gene Ontology annotation, molecular function: ATP hydrolysis activity; DNA helicase activity. NCBI's taxonomy places the organism in Eukaryota, Metazoa, Arthropoda, Arachnida, Ixodida, Ixodidae. Gene Ontology annotation, biological process: DNA repair; telomere maintenance. The record is from RefSeq and is a predicted model, not a curated record. The transcript is spliced from 6 exons. The coding region runs from base 610 to 2400 and encodes 596 amino acids.
CAUUGAUGCUAGACGCUCUGAUUCUGCUAUGUAAAUGUCUGCUAGAUCCAACGAGGUUAGAUCACUUUUGGUAAACUUUUAACGUUAUUCACGUCUACACGCCUAAGGGACACUUUUUUGAUUAUUAAAGUUUAAAAUAAUUGUUUUGCGAUGAAGGGAGUGACUUUUUUCUUCAAUGAGAGUUGCUUUUUAGCGAGUUUUGCCGGGCGGCCACUAAUGGCAUGGCUGUACAAUCCAAUCCAAGCCCCAUGAAUUUGAAUUCGAUUGAAACUGAUUGAAACAGUUGUGUGCGGCGUGUAUGUGCGUGCGUAUGUGUUCCGCGCUCCGUAUGAAUGAAAGAGUGAAUGUGCCGCAACACAUUUCUGUUGCUCUAGGAACCCCGAUGCUUGUAACAGCCGCGUAAAGUUAGCAAUGUUGUUUCGUUGGUUCCUCUUUAUUUACACCAAUCCGAACGACGCAGUGACCCCAAAAUGUUAGAAUUUUUAAAUCUCCGGUGCAUCACGUGUACCCCCAGCUUCCGCGUUCUAUUUCGCCUGUGUAUUCAUUCAGUUCUAUUUAAAUCCGCGAAGACACCCUACCAGCUCCACGUUCAUAUCACACGCACCAGCGAUGGAAAAUCAGUACCUCCAAGUCAACUCCGUCGUGAUCAAGGGCACGCUCACGAUCGAACACCUUCUCGACAACGGUACGCCGUCCCGAAAGUCCACGCACCCGAACUCCGAGGCGACGUUGUGUCGCAACGAAUUCAGAGACGUCUUGCUCCAGGCUCACCUGGGCACACGCAGCGCCGUGUAUCCUCUACGGAACGCCAAAAUUCACAAACGGUUUGUGAAAGAAGGCAAGAUGUCUAUCGUGCUGGCAGAGCAGAAGGUCAACCUGUACUUCUCCAACUGUCCGUCGAACAAGCUGAGCACGUUCGUCAAGUUCCUUUCGGCCAAGGGCACGAACCCGGACCAGACCGUGGGUGCUAGAGAGCGUCUGCUGUCGGACAAGCCCAAGGGGAUUCAGGAGAUCAGCCCGCUGAUGCUGCGCUGCCCGAACACCGGUCAAAGCCUCCCGAGUCAGAAGAGAGCGCUUGCCGAAACGUCCUCGACGACUCCGGCCAAGAAGCGGAAAGGGGUGACCGAAGUGGCGAUGCCCAGUAGGACGCUGAACCCCAUCCAGCUCACCGCUGAACAGAAGGCGGUCGUGAGUGCGGUGAUGGCCGGCCGAAACGUCUUCUUCACCGGAAGUGCCGGCACUGGCAAGUCCUACCUCCUCCGCCACCUCAUCUCCUCCCUGCCGCCCCAGGACACCUUUGCCACCGCCACGACCGGGGUGGCGGCUGCACAGAUUGGGGGCACCACGCUUCACGCGUUUGCAGGUGUGGGCACGGGCACGGCCACUGUAGAACAGAUGGUGGAACGUGCCCAGAGACCGCCCUGGGUGGCACAGUGGCGGCGUUGCAGCGUUCUUGUCGUCGACGAGGUUUCGAUGCUGGACGGCCGCUUCUUCCAGAAGCUCGAGCGCGUUGCUCGUCUCGUGCGUCGCAGCGACCGCCCUUUUGGCGGGAUCAAGCUCGUCCUGUGCGGCGACUUCUUGCAGCUGCCGCCGAUCUCGCGCAAGGGAGACCCUGCCCCCGUCUUCUGCUUCCAGACGGCAGCAUGGCGACAGUGCGUGCAGGUGUCCCUGGAGCUGCGCCAGGUGCACCGGCAGCGAGACCCCAAGUUUGUGGAGCUCCUUCAGGAGGUCCGGCAUGGGCGGUGCCCAGAGUGGGUCGAGGAGAUCCUCGAACGCACGGCGGACAACUGCCUCAACACAGGGAGCGUUGUUGCCACACGGCUGAGCACACACAACGAUGACGUCGACUUCAUGAACAAACAUCGAUACGAUGCCCUGCCGAGCCAGGAGCACGUGUUUGUGGCAACAGACUCUGCAGGCGCUCCGUCGGACCUACUCGACGCCUGUGCGCCGUCGACGUUGCGUCUCAAGGUCGGUGCUCAAGUGAUGCUCACCAAGAACACCAAACUGCGGGCGGGAUUGGCGAACGGAUCACGAGGUGUCGUCGUGGGAUUUGAGGCCACAUCAGGCAACCCCGUGGUGGAGUUUGCCAAGGGAGGAGGCAAGCAGGUGGUGGGCAAGGAGCGCUGGAGCGUGAGGACGGGGCCGGAGCGGACGUGCCACAGCAGACGCCAGCUCCCGCUGCGGCUGGCCUGGGCCAUGUCCAUCCACAAGUCCCAGGGGCUGACGCUGGACUUUGCCGAGCUCUCCCUGGGACGCACCUUCGAGGCGGGGCAGGCGUACGUUGCGCUCUCCAGGGCGGCCUCGCUCCAGGGACUCAGGGUGCUGGACUUCAGCAGGGCCUGCGUUAGGGCCGACGCGCAGGUGCUGGCCUUCUACCAGCGUCUGGAAGACUCCUGACCGUCCGCGUCUUUAGGCAUAGUUGUACCGUUUCUGGUCUGUCGCAUUUGGGAAUCUCAUUUUUAGAAUAAAGGUGCGUGUGAUCUGCAAA